This is a messenger RNA of Zingiber officinale, 1298 nucleotides long. Its product is annotated as agamous-like MADS-box protein MADS3. The coding region runs from base 204 to 953 and encodes 249 amino acids. The transcript is spliced from 8 exons. Gene Ontology annotation, molecular function: protein dimerization activity; RNA polymerase II cis-regulatory region sequence-specific DNA binding; DNA-binding transcription factor activity, RNA polymerase II-specific. NCBI's taxonomy places the organism in Eukaryota, Viridiplantae, Streptophyta, Magnoliopsida, Zingiberales, Zingiberaceae. The record is from RefSeq and is a predicted model, not a curated record. Gene Ontology annotation, cellular component: nucleus. Gene Ontology annotation, biological process: positive regulation of transcription by RNA polymerase II.
GUUGUGAUUAAUCAAGGUGAGUUUGGAAAACAGGAAGAAAUAUUCAUUGAUGGAAAUGGGGAACAGUGGCAGCAGUACUAGUUACUAGUUCUUGUGACCUCUCUCUCACCCUCCUCCAAUAUUCUCUACCACUCUUCAUUCAUUAUUACAUUCUUCUCUCUGCCUCUCUCUGCCUCUCUCUCUCUAGCACUCUCAGAGGAAAGAUGGGGAGGGGAAGAGUGGAGCUCAAGAGGAUCGAGAACAAGAUCAACAGGCAAGUCACCUUCUCCAAGCGCCGCAACGGCUUGCUCAAGAAGGCAUACGAGCUCUCCGUCCUCUGCGACGCCGAGGUCGCACUCAUCGUCUUCUCCAGCCGCGGCAAGCUCUACGAGUUCGGCAGCGUUGGAACAAGUAAAACGUUAGAGCGGUACCAACAUUGUUGCUACACAUCUCAAAACCCUAAUGUUGCUAACCGGGAAGCGCAAGCACAGAAUUGGUACCAAGAAAUGUCAAAGUUGAAGGCAAAGUUUGAAUCCCUACAACGCUCACAAAGACAUUUGCUUGGUGAAGACCUGGGUCCAUUGAGUGUGAAGGAACUGCAACAAUUAGAAAGACAACUUGAGUCUGCACUCUCACAGGCCAAGCAAAGAAAGACUCAGCUGAUGCUGGACCAGAUGGAAGAACUUCGUAAGAAAGAGCGUCGUCUUGGAGAAAUCAACAAGCAGUUGAAAGAGCAGCUUGAGGCAGAAGGUGCCACCUACAGGGCUUUUCAGGGACCCUCCUGGGCUGCUACUUCUGAUGGAGCAACAGUGGAUGGCAAUUCCUUCUCACUUCACCCACUGCAAUCUCAUCCCAAUAUGGACUGCGAGCCUACACUGCAUAUAGGAUAUCACCAGUUCGUUCCUCCUGAAUCUGCCAUGGUGAGGAAUCAAGUUGAGGAGGAGAGGUUCAUGCUGGGCUGCUGGGUUCCUUAAUGGCUCUACCUAUUUAAGAAGUCUGCAUGCAAUAAUUAAUGUAUCCAAGUAUGCACUGCGCAGUAUAUAUGCAUAACUAUAUAUAUAUACUCCUAUCUCAAAAUUCUGCUACCUUCCUUAAAUUAAUGUGUGAUGGCUAAACAUAUUUAUCGUGGUGAUGCCUUAAGUUGUGGGGUAACCUGUGUGGUUUUGUUUGCAAUUUUUUUUUCAUAAUUGUAGCAGUUUAAUUGGAUGCCUGGGUUGUGGUUUGUGUGCAUAAUUUGCAGUGGCAAUACAUAAUUCCAGUAUAUGAUAUCGUGUGCUUUUAUACUCUUGUUUAAUCUAUUUAAUUAUAUCUGCCUGUAU